Drosophila nasuta is the source of this 1445-nucleotide messenger RNA. RefSeq lists its product as uncharacterized. The record is from RefSeq and is a predicted model, not a curated record. Bases 30 to 932 code for a protein of 300 amino acids. The transcript is spliced from 4 exons. NCBI's taxonomy places the organism in Eukaryota, Metazoa, Arthropoda, Insecta, Diptera, Drosophilidae.
UCAAGUUAUCAUUAAGUGCUUCUGUUAGAAUGAGUUCGCAUCGUGUUGCCAGGAUAAUUUUCUGCCAGUUUCUGCUGCUGCUUGGCCAUCUCAAUCUAUCGAGCACUGUUGAGGCACGUUGGACUGUGCGUCCCAGGCAUCCCAACACGAUGAGGACAACAACAGCUCAGCCCGUGGAUCGCCAUCAACAUGUGCAUCAUUGGCCGCCUUUGGUGGCUCCCAAGUUGCCAGAGUCGCAGCCAGCUGAGGACGAAAGCAUUCGCGUGAUCGAUAACUUUGAUCACCGUUCUCCAGAUGGACAACAUGAGUACAGAUAUCAGCUAAGCAAUGGCGACACUCGCUAUGAGCGCACCUAUUGGCUGCCCGUGGGCAAGAAUUGGGUGCUCGCCCGUCGUGGUUAUUAUUCGGUACCAUUGCCCAAUGCGAAGUACUCGACGGUCUUCUACCGAGCGGAUCACCAUGGCUACCAUGUGGAUACACACACAUUAUCCGAGGAGCAACCGCUGUUGCCGCGCACUCUGGAGUUGCCCCAUGACCUGGCUGAAGCAGCAGCAGCUAAGCGAAAUUCAAUAAGCGUGCCAGAGCGUAACGAGACAGCGACAGCCAAAGUGAAAGAGAUGGCGAAAAUGGCGAUAGGAGAGGGCGAGGCAACCCGAAGCGAAAGCAGUGCCAAAGUUCAAGCUAAAGUCCAGGAGCAGCAGCGGAAUCAACUGAAACUGAAACAGAAAGAGAAACAGACAGAAACAGCGACAGCGACAGCGACAGAGACAGAGAUGGAGAACAAAACCAAGCCAUCAACUGUGGCCAAAGUCGACGACAUUUUGGCAACUGAAGUUGAACCAACUGCGGCGGAUGAUGAUGAUGAUGACGCUCUUGUUGUUCCUGACGAUGAUGAUGUGACGGAAAGCACCACAACAAGAAGAGGGAGGUGAAUGUGAGGCGCGGAUAAAGAUGUGAAUGACGCUGGGUAAAGUGACAUCAAAUAGCUGCACGUGUGACGUGGCAGCAGCUUCAACUCCAUCUCCAUCCCCAUCUUCAUCCCAUUCCAAUUCCUUUUCCUGCUUCUGCCAUGGCCACUGUCACAGUUAGUGGCUUUCCGCUUUUCGCUCUGCUCAACUGCCAGGCUUCAGUUGUUCCAAAUCAAAUUGAAACAAUUGCCGCAGUGCCACUUGCCAUUGAGCACUGAGCUGAGCUGUGUUAGAGGAGACGACGAGUCGAAAAGCAUUUGUCCUAACACAAUUUAUCCACGAAACCAACUGCCAAACUCUCUGGCAGAUCGAGCAAAACCAAGACGAAGCCGAAGACGAAGACGAAGACGAAGACCAACUCACUGAUACACAUCAUCAUCAACUGCUCACAUUACGCCCAGCAUCAUCACAUUGCCAUCACACUUCAAAUUCGAUUUGCCCACAGCAAUCAAAAUUAUAUAAAAUACAAAUAAAUAU